AGGCUUUGAGCCAACUUUGCUACGACAUUUGUGUUUCGUUUUUGACUAUCGGGCUCUUGGAAACCAACCGGUACAAACGGCGGAGGCUUUGCAAGUGAUAUGUCAAUCCUGUGCUAAGAAGAUCAAGUGCGUAUUAUGUCGGCCGACGCCGAGAAUAUUCGCGUCGUAGUCCGAUGCCGCCCUCUCAGUGAGAAGGAGCAGGCUGCAGGAUGUCAUGACAUUGUGGCGGUUGACACUGUUCAGGGGACAGUCUUGGUUACCAACCCAAAUGGGGCACACGGAGAUGUACCCCCCAAAAUGUUCACCUUUGACACCGUGUUUGACGUGAAUUCCAAGCAAGUUGAGGUAUACAACCAGGCAGCCAGACCGAUCGUCGAAAACGUGCUCGAAGGAUAUAAUGGCACGAUUUUUGCUUACGGCCAGACGGGUACAGGAAAGACGUUCACCAUGGUGGGAGACCGCUCAGUGCCAGAGUUAAAAGGGAUCAUUCCAAACUCAUUUGCACAUAUCUUUGGACACAUUGCUAAAGCCGAGGAUGACAAGAAGUUCCUAGUGAGGGCAUCAUACCUUGAGAUUUACAAUGAAGAGGCCAGAGAUCUUCUAGCAAAGGACCAAAAUGCAAGACUUGAAGUUAAGGAAAGGCCGGACAUCGGUGUAUAUGUUAAAGGACUUUCAAGUUGUGUCGUCAAAACAGCUGAUGAACUGGAUCGAAUCAUGACACUUGGAAACAAAAAUAGGGCUGUGGGUGCAACCAACAUGAAUGCGCACAGCUCUCGUUCUCACGCUAUGUUCACAAUCACUGUGGAGUGCAGCGAGUGCGGUCUCGAUGGUAGGCAGCAUGUCCGUGUUGGCAAGCUUCACCUUGUCGACCUGGCGGGUUCUGAGCGUCAGAGCAAAACAGGCUCUUCAGGUCAGAGACUACGAGAGGCAUCGAAAAUCAACUUGUCGCUGUCGACCCUCGGCAAUGUUAUCUCUGCUCUGGUUGAUGGCAAAAGCACGCACGUGCCUUAUCGGAAUUCAAAACUAACGCGCCUGUUGCAAGAUUCGCUUGGUGGGAAUUCCAAAACCUUGAUGUGCACCAAUAUUGGCCCUGCUGACUAUAACUAUGAUGAAACAAUUAGUGCUCUUCGUUAUGCCAAUCGAGCCAAGAACAUAAAGAACAAGGCCCGUAUCAAUGAAGAUCCAAAGGAUGCCCUGCUUCGUCAGUUUCAAAAGGAAAUUGAAGACCUCAGAAAACAGCUGCAGGAAGGGGCUGAUGAUUCAACACCGGAGGAUGACAGUAGUGAAGAAGCUAGCUGUGGUGAUGACAACACUGAUAAAAAGGACAAGCGGAAACGAAAAAAAGCCAUUUCCGAGGAGAAGAUGCGUGAGAUACAAGCACAGAUUUUAGCGGAUCGAAAGACCUUAUCAGAAAAAAAAGACAUGGCCCAGGAAGAGCGUGACCGUCUCGCUAGCGAGCUUGAAAUGAGAGAACAACAGCUGAAUGCAGCAAGAGAAGAGCAGGAAGGCUUGAUGCAAAAGCUUCAUGCGCUCGAAAAGAAGAUUAUCGUUGGAGGUGAGAACCUCCUCCAAAAGGCUGAAGAACAGGAGCGACUCUUGGAAGAGAGUGCACGAGAGCUUGAAGACAGGAAGCGAAAAGAAGCUGCUCUCAGAGAAGCCCUUGAGCAAAAGGAGGCUGAGCGGCUGGAUAUGGAGGAGCGAUACUCCACUCUGCAAGAGGAGGCAGCGGGCAAGACACGUAAGCUGAAGAAGGUCUGGGCUAUGCUGAUGAGCGCAAAGGCAGAGAUGGCCGACCUGCGUCAGGAGCACCAGCGUGAAACCGAGGGGCUGCUCGAGAAUGUGCGCCAGCUUAGUCGGGAACUGCGGCUCAACAUGCUCCUCAUAGAUGCCUUCAUACCGCCAGAGUACCAGGAGCUCCUAGAGAGGUGUGUCCAGUGGAACGAAGACACCGGAGAGUGGCAGCUGAAGUGCAUUGCCUACACAGGAAACAACAUGUGCAAACAAAGUUCUCCUGAUGUUGGCAAUCUUCAUGAGAAAUCUGAGCUGGAUAUCUCUCAUGUGUACUUGAGCUACUCUCUGGAUGGGCUGCAGAUGCCUGGCCGGCACCGAUCAGGAAGAAAGUCGGCUCGUCCAAAAACCUCUCGUCCGAAGUCUUCUCGCAGGGAUCACUGUGGAGUUGCCUCGGGAAGCCUGUCCCAAGCUUAGUUUCAAUGGCCACAUCGUUUCAUAUUCAUGCCUGUCUCAUGCUCAGAACCUUUUGUUCUGUACGUGGGCAAGCUGAGAAUACAAGCCCUGGGAUUCAAGUUUACUUAGCUUCAACAGUUGCAACAUGAACUUUGUGAAAUAAAUCAUUCAACACUACAGGGCAAAGUGCAAUUAAUAAAUUUAUGUAUUUGGUUAUCGUAUGGAAAAAAAAAAGAAACAAUUAUUGUGAAAAGGAAAAAAAAAACUUAUCUUUUUGUGUUAUGAUGUAGAAUGAGCAGCUUUCAUAUUUAGUGAUAUUUACUUAUUUAUAUAUUUAUUAAGGUGUGUACAUAUUUUCUGUGCUACAUGUUUAUGUAUUGUGUGUCUAUAUAGUUAUGAAAUUUUUUAUGUGCGUGAUGUGAUUGGUUUGGGCCAUAGAGUUUCAUACAAAAAUUACUGGGCAGAACUUUGGCGGUAGUGUCUAUGGUAGCUGCAAGCGAGGUGGUUCAGCCAGCAUGACAAUGAUGAGUAGUUCAUGGAUUUGCUUAAACUUUGUCCUUCAGGCUUCAGACGACUUUGUAACUUUCUGUAAACUCAUCAUUUUCAACAAGGUACUGCGUACAAAAUAAUUGAUUAAACUUUAUUAAAAUUGUCCUACAGCAGGAUUCAAAUGCAGGGCCUCUAGCACAGAAGCCCGAUAUUGAAACUAUUAUGCCACGGAUGCGUGCAUCGAAAAGCGGCAUAUGAAUUUCUCACAGGCAAGCCAGUGCCUUGAGACACUUGGAUGGCUGGAUGGAUGGAAUAACUUUAAUGAAAGAUCCUGAGCUACUGGGCGCAAGGGCCCAUAGAGCGAGCUACUCCCACAUUGAGACCGGGAGUUUUAACACCCUGGCUGCAUCGUGGGCACGCUGGACAGCCCAGUGCUGCUCUGCCAGGUCCGUGCUGUGUAAUGCUUCUUGUAGCCUGGCGGAGUCUUGAUUCUUGUUUCCGUGGGUCUGACCACACGGCCAGAGCAAGUGAUGUACAUCUAGUGUGCUAAGGCAAUUUUCGCAAUAUGAUGUUCUGUAUAGCUCAGGCAUGUAGUGAUGUAGUCUGUUCUGCAUGGGGUACGUGUUGGUUUGAAGCAUUCUGAAGGUGAGGGCUUGAGGCCUGGUGAGCUUAUUGUGAGGUGUGCUGUAUAUUCUGCGGUCUAGACAAAAGUGCUUUGUGAUCUCGUUUUAUGUGGAGGGAGGGUCCCGAUUCUCAAUGGGAUGGUCACGACCAGAAUAGGUGGUGUCGCGGAAGGUUAGGCCUCACGCGCUCCUGUGAGCCAUCUGAUUGAGAUUGGGAGGGGCGUCCUCGAUCUCUCCGAGGUGUGCCGGGAACCAGCAGAUGGUGUGAUGCUGCAGUGGUGCAAAUGUAUUGACUAUUUGUAGUGCUUGUCACCUUGACAAACCAAACCGUUGCAAUUAGUAAUUAAUUGUGUAUGUUCACUGAGUCUUCUGUGCUCAGAAAAGUAUAGAUUGCUUCGAAAUUCACGACAAUGAAGGCAGAUAUUGUGCAGUUAACAGUCAAGAAUGUCUGAAUUCACAAGUACGAAGAUCAGAAAAAUUCAUGUACUACCCAUCAUUCCCAUGGUCGUGGAAUGAUUGCAGUGCCAGAGUUCCCUCUAGUAAUUAUUGUAGGAAACUCUAUGGUUUGGGCAGCCCUAUAGGCCUCUUUGCAAUUCAUUUUAUAUGUGCCAGCACUGGUGAGAUGCGCUCUUAUGUUCGAUGAACUUGAGGUGUUUAAUCUUGCUGAUGGUGACCAUGACAAUAAGGCUACAGGGUUUUUGAAAGGUAAUUGUGAUUAAGCUCGUGAAAUUGUGGUAGGUUGUGUCAUCAUCAUCACUUUAACUGCAGUGGUGUGCAUAAUAAUGAUGCCUUGAUGCAGUGAUUAGGGAACCGAUUAACUUUGGUGUGCAGAUUCACAUUUUGUCAGGCGGCACACUUAGCUCACUCAUAACUUCAAUAUUGUGGCUUUCUUGUGAAGCUUCAUUUGGAUGUUUGGCAUAUUUGACAUUCUACCAAUGGGCAUGUGUCACGGGAGUGGGUGACUAACAUUUCAUGCCAUCAAAAGCAUUCACAUGCCCUCUUUAUUACAAUUACAUAUCACAUGCCAUAGCUGGAACACCCUAUACUUUGUAGUACCGGCCAGGGAACAUAAAGCAGCAUUUCACUUUCAACUGACUCCCAAGUCCAAUAAGAUGGAAAAUUUGGGGAGUUGGGUCGUAGUCUGUGGUCUGUGUCCGAGUCAGCACUGUAUUGUGUUCCCUUCCAUCCCUUUUGUCCACAUCUGUUGCGCUGUAGCUACCAUGAUUCCCUAAAUUGUGAACAGUUACUUUCAUGCAUUUGCAUGCUUACAAUGCAGUCUAUUUCCUUGUCUCUUUUAUUGCAUCAGACCGUUUCUCACGUUGAACUUCGCCAAAGAACAAAAAUAUAUUACCCAUUUUGUUUGAUGCUGUGCUUCAUACGUAAUAACACUUGUAAGAAAAUUUUUAAUGCUCUUCCAUUGCCCUUUCAAUAAUUUAUAUUUCAAUGCAUAUAAAUGUUAACUUUAGCUUUCUUGGAAGUGUUUGUUUUAAGUUAUCAAAACAGCUGCACAGCCACUAAGGUGAAUUGCCUGGACAUAUUACAGUGUGCUAAACUCGCGGACAACUUUCUGUGGCAACAAAGAGAAAAGCUGCAGGGGUGAAACGGGCACAAGCAAGAGCAAGCCUGAAAAAAAAUUCCACAUUCUCAUUCGUGUUAGUUAAAGUUGGGGACUAGAAAACAUAAUGCAGCUUAUAUACAACAGCACAAUAAGAUAAUGUUAAAUUUGACAUAUUUUUCUGCUUUUCUCUAACAAAUGCAUUCAGCAAAUGCAAAACUGUUGCAUGCGAUAGCUACAGUGAUUCAGUGUCUGUUCCAAGAAACCAAAAGCACUGUCAAACGCUGCCAGAAUUAUUGGUGCAGUAGGAAAUGUGCGGAAGUCCUGCUCCUAUAGCUUUCUCUUCACUGCCACAGAAAGUUGUCCGUGAGUAUAAUUGCAGUAUAGUUGUGCGUUCAACGGGAACUUGGUACUAUUUCUCUGUGUUAUUUAUUUUUGUUGUGAAGGAUGUUGUAUGUAUAUUUUACUAUGUUUUUACUGUAAGCUAUUUAUAUUUUGCAAAUAAAAUGCAUCCCUAAACCUCCA
Dermacentor albipictus is the source of this 5376-nucleotide messenger RNA. RefSeq names its product kinesin-like protein 64D (gene Klp64D). Gene Ontology annotation, biological process: spindle elongation; mitotic spindle organization; microtubule-based movement. The record is from RefSeq and is a predicted model, not a curated record. Gene Ontology annotation, molecular function: ATP binding; microtubule binding; microtubule motor activity. NCBI's taxonomy places the organism in Eukaryota, Metazoa, Arthropoda, Arachnida, Ixodida, Ixodidae. Gene Ontology annotation, cellular component: microtubule associated complex.